AUGAAACGCGCGGCGAGUUCAGACGUCGAUACCGAUACUCUGGCACAACGACAGUCAAGUCCGCAACCAGCGCCUUCCCUAUACAGUCUUAGAGCUCCAGUUUCUCCCCCGCAAAGAAAACGCAAAGCUCAGUUUCAAGCCGUCGAAGCUUCUGGAAAGCCUUCGCCUAAUUAUGAGCACAACCUUGCUGCCAUCGAGGCAGGUGAGAUCGAAGUCGAGGACCAUCUUGGCAUAUUCUCUACAAAGCUGCAUCAAUUUAUGCGACCCACUUUGACAUCUCAAUCAAUGCCUCAUCUUCCUAUCGCAGAAUGGGUCGAUCUGUACCAACGCAAUGAGCAUCCAGAAGGACGCCACUUUGUGAUACACCAGCACGACCACCCCGUCGCUGGUCCCCACUACGAUCUGCGACUGCAAAUUUCAAAAACAAGCUCCGUGAGCUGGUCAAUCAUGUAUGGGCUACCUGGCGAUCCGAAUAGCCAACGGCUAAACCGAAAUGCAACGGAGACUCGAAUUCACUGUUUGUGGAACCAUCUCAUCGAAACUGCAUCCGUAAAGACUGGAAGUAUGAUUAUCUGGGAUACAGGAGAGUACGAAGUCCUGCCAUAUUAUGCAGAUAAAUCCCUGCCCGAGACGGAUGAUUCGAGAUCCGAAGAGUCUGAUGAUGCGAAGUCGUCGCAAGACUUUGCUUCGGAUAGUACCAAGCUUCAUGAAGCGUUUAAAAAUCGCAAAAUCCGGCUUCGACUCCAUGGAACCCGCUUGCCGAAGGACUACACUAUCAUGUUGCGAAUGGAUAAAACUACCGAUUAUGCAAGGCCAAUUCGAAAUGGGCCGAAGCGUCGUAGGAAACCUGUCAACUCCAUACGCACGGCACCAAGAGCACCUUCCACGUCUGAUUCUGAUAUUGAGCCUUCAUCAGCGUCGGCGCAAGAGUCAGCUGCAGAACCACCAGAACCCGAAAAUGCAGAAGCAACCCAUUCUGAUAAUGAUAUCGAUUUUCAAAUUCAGUUGAACAAUGCAUACCCUGGCUCCACAAAUACAAUCGGUUCGAUUCACCAACGUCGUUGGUAUCUCAGCUUGGACCGAGCCAGUUCUGGUUUCGAGCCAAGCAACCAAUCCAACGCGAUCGGGACACCAUUGUCGGCAUCGAAGAAGAGAUUAUGGAUUCGAAGUCUCGACAAGGUGAACACAAUGCGCGGUUUCGACUCGUUUUAUGUGCGUGGUCCGGAAGUCGAGAGGAGUAUCGUGACGGGCCGUUUGGGGAAAGAUGUCCUCGAUGAUGAGAAGGUGGAAGGAUUUGUGCCCAGGCGAGGAUGGCGACCUGUUCUGAAUUAG
This is a messenger RNA of Penicillium longicatenatum, 1332 nucleotides long. RefSeq lists its product as uncharacterized. NCBI's taxonomy places the organism in Eukaryota, Fungi, Ascomycota, Eurotiomycetes, Eurotiales, Aspergillaceae. The record is from RefSeq and is a predicted model, not a curated record. The transcript has 3 exons. Bases 1 to 1332 code for a protein of 443 amino acids.